Thlaspi arvense is the source of this 5785-nucleotide messenger RNA. The record is from the annotation of a GenBank genome assembly. Lineage: Eukaryota; Viridiplantae; Streptophyta; Magnoliopsida; Brassicales; Brassicaceae.
AUGGAGAGUGACGUCAUCAAUGGCAGCGUACAGAGCUCAAUUCCGACAAAUCAAGCUCAAACCCAUGUCCCUCAUGACGUCCCCGAGCCUGAGAAAGCGCUUCCUCCUCAAAUCCCAAUAACGACCCAGACAAAUCAUCAUCAUCAUCAUCAUCAUCAUCAUCCACAACAAGAACAACAACAGCAAGAACAAGAACAUCAAGAAUCCAAACCCGUUAAUCAGUUAAUCGAGGAGAAACAGGUUUUAACACCAUUGAAACCCGUCGCUCUCCGAGAAACAGAGACGAUUCUAGGCAAACCCUUCGAAGACAUCAGGAAACUAUACACACUCGGUAACGAACUAGGCCGAGGCCAGUUCGGUAUAACCUACACUUGCAACGAGGUAUCGACGGGGAACACGUACGCCUGCAAAUCGAUACUCAAAAGGAAGCUAGCGAGAAGGCAAGACAGAGACGACGUGAAGAGGGAGAUUCAGAUAAUGCAGCAUUUGUCUGGACAGCAAAACAUCGUCGAGAUCAGAGGCGCUUACGAGGAUAGACAGUCGAUACACCUUGUGAUGGAGCUGUGUGGCGGCAGCGAGCUGUUCGAUAGGAUUAUAGCUCAGGGGCAUUACUCGGAGAGAGCAGCUGCUGGUGUGAUUAGAUCGAUUCUGAGUGUCGUGCAGAUUUGCCAUUUCAUGGGAGUGAUGCAUCGUGAUCUCAAGCCUGAGAAUUUCUUACUCUCUAGUAAAGAUGAGGAUGCUAUGCUUAAAGCUACUGAUUUUGGAUUGUCUGUGUUCAUCGAAGAAGGGAAAGUAUACAGGGAUAUAGUAGGAAGUGCUUACUAUGUUGCUCCUGAGGUAUUAAGACGGAGUUAUGGAAAAGAAAUCGAUAUUUGGAGUGCAGGGAUUAUACUAUACAUCUUGCUUUGUGGUGUACCUCCUUUUUGGGCAGAAACUGAGAAAGGGAUAUUUGAUGAGAUUAUAAAGGGAGAGAUUGAUUUUGAGAGCCAACCAUGGCCUUCUAUAUCCGAGAGUGCUAAAGACCUUGUGAGGAAGAUGCUCACCAAGGACCCUAAGAAACGAAUCUCUGCAGCACAGGCUCUUGAACAUCCUUGGAUCAUAGGAGGAGAAGCGCCUGACAAGCCUAUUGAUAGUGCUGUGUUAUCUCGAAUGAAGCAAUUCCGAGCAAUGAACAAGCUUAAGAAGCUAGCUCUCAAGGUUAUUGCAGAGAGUCUGUCAGAAGAGGAAAUCAAAGGCCUUAAAACCAUGUUUGCGAAUAUGGAUACAGAUCAAAGCGGAACAAUCACUUACGAAGAACUUAAAACCGGACUGGCUAAACUCGGUUCGAAACUCUCUGAAGCUGAAGUUAAACAACUCAUGGAAGCUGCUGAUGCAGAUGGUAAUGGAACAAUAGACUACAUUGAGUUUAUCUCAGCAACGAUGCAUAGGUACAGACUGGAUCGCGACGAGCACUUGUUCAAAGCCUUCCAAUACUUUGACAAAGACAACAGCGGGUUUAUCACAAUGGAUGAGUUGGAGUCAGCGAUGAAAGAGUAUGGUAUGGGAGAUGAAGCUAGCAUCAAAGAUAUUAUAGCGGAAGUAGAUACAGAUAAUGAUGGACGAAUAAACUAUGAAGAAUUCUGCGCCAUGAUGAGAAGCGGUACCACGCAGCCACAACAAGAGAAAACUUGUUUCAGUCCAUUGGUUGAUUAACCGGAAAGGAUGAACAUAAAACAGUAACUUUGAUUUCCAACAUUUUGUCUAGAAUCGGCGUGUGUAGAACUCAGUAGAAGUGUUGCAGAGCUAAACUUUUACAGAGUGUAGUUUAUGUUGAAUGGAAUCUUCAUUCGGUUGCAGAAACCUUUUUUGUUGCUGUUGUUGUUGAUGAUCGAUCAUUCAACGAGGAAACAAAGAUUAUGAUAGCAAUUGUUUGCUUGGCAUUUAAGGCAUAGAAGGAAUACGUCACCAUAUUAUGCACAUACGUACAAAUAUAUUUGCGACACCAACCCAACGUCACGCAAUGACAAUGACAAAUAUAGCGAAAAAGGCACAUCGAGUUGAAAUUAUGGUUGAAAGAAAAAAAGUGGUUGAUGAAAAUGAGAUUUGUUGUUUCAGCUUCCAUCAACACGAAGGAGCAUAGGUCUCUGGAGUACGUAGCCCGCAUUCUUUAAUCUCACAUUCUGGAUUGCUGACUUCGAACUCAAAGACUAAUUCCGUGGAACUCACAGUUUUUUCGAAUUGCUCCUUCGAAAUUAGAGAGGAUUCGAUCCAAAUAUAAGUAAGUAAUCCACAGACGACAAUGGCACCAUUCCUACAAGAUAUAUACAUCAUAUCAUCAGCCUCAACGCCACCCUUCGGAACCAGCAAGACACAAGCUUUAAAUCUCAGUGAUGUAGGAAAAUGUGUAUCAGAUCCAUUCGAUUUCAUUGACAGGAAACUCCCGGUGGCUCGGUAAGUGAAGUAUGUAGGCACUAUUACUCCGGGAAAAGCUGCAAAUCCUCGAGUCGAUGUCUUGAUAAUAAGUUCUCUUGCUUCUUGAUUCAAUUUGAAGCAGUUAACAAACUUGUGAAAAGAGCAGUCUAGUCUCUCGAGGGAUUCACAGUUUUCUACAUAUAGGAUCGCUAAUGAAUCUGGAAGCUGUGGGAGCGAAACCAACUUUGUGCAUCCCUCGAUGACAAGUUUAUGCAGACGAGUCAUUUCCUUGACAUAUGGAGGAAUUUCUUGUAUUCUUGUGUCGCUCAAGUGGAGCCCCGUGAUGAGGUCAAAAGCAUGCAUGGAUUUGCUGAGGUUUUCAGAGUAUGACAUAUGUAACCUAUUAAGGCGAGACCAUGCCCUGAUUGAUGGAGGAAUUUCUUCGAUUGCAGUUCCAUUGAGCUCUAGAACUCUAAUGUUUGUGGAAAUCUCAGGAAAGCUUUUCAACUACGAGCAGUCAGUGAGAAUAAGUUCAUCAAGAGAUCUCAUGUUGAUGUUGAUCGGAAGGGCUUUUAGCUUUGAGCAACCUUUCAAAUACAACUUUUCCAAAUUAUGAAGAUUUCCAAUUGAAGAAGGGAGCUCCACAAGACUUGAACAACCAAUAAGAUUCAGUUCUUGGAGAUUAGUGGCACUUGUGAGAUCAGGAAGCUCUUUUAGAUUCUGGGAGCCACUCAAAACAAAGACUUCAUAUAAAAAAAACAGACGAUAAUACCGUACUUCAUGGAACAGAUUUCAUUACCAAAAAUUCCAAUACGACGAAUAAUAGAUUCGAAUUAAACUGAAGUAUACACUGUUUUAGAGAGAGUGUAUAUUUACUUACUUUUAUUCCUUCCCACAAUUUCUCAAGUUCGCUCCAACGCAUGUUUAAUUCUACGAGGAACUCCGGAUUGAAAUCACAAUCCAAACAUGUCUUCGAAAAAUAUUCCCAAUGCAGUAAUCUAACUUUUGGAGGUAGACAGCUCAGAGUUUCUAUUAUUACACUGGAGGGUAAACCAUAGUGACGGAGUCUUAAGAAUUGGACAUUAGACAUUCUUUCAAAGGCUCCGUUACUUAUCUUCAACUCCUUCCCCAACUCACUAUAAUCAAAGUCUAUGCCUAUAAUACUUGGACUACCCUGAAUCAUUACGUAGUACUUGGCAUAUUUCUCUAUCAUCAACCAAAAACUGACGCUUCCCAGGCUCGUUAAUGGAUUGUUUACGGACGAUUUCUCGACCCAAACGUUCUAGCAAGUCAUGCAUCUCUACUAAUCCCGAGUAGCUGAUAGAUAUAAGUGAUUUCUCAGCUAAAACACGAAGACGACCAGGGAAAAUCUCUGCAAGUUGCGCUUCCACUUUCUCAAUCCGUUCAUAGUUGAAACAGCAGGCUAUAUGAAGAAAUAAAUAUUGAUCUUCAUCGCAUAAGGCAUCAUAACUGAACUUUAAAACACUUUCUGUUUCUCCGUCAAGUCUUGUUCUAAGUCUUGGUAGUUCCUCUUCCCACUCCUGCUUCGGCAUUCCUUUCAAAUAAGAUCCCAUAACACUUAGUGCCAAGUCUUGUAACUUCCCAAGCAAGGCUCUCAAAACCCUCAUAUGGAUACUUUUGACCAAAUGCAUAAAUGCAGAAGAUUUCAAGAGCCUCAGCGCCAGGUGGGAAAUCCACCUUGUAAAUAUGGUCAAUCCCAUGUGCUCUCAAAAGUCUUUUAUCUUGCGUUGUAAUGAUAAUCCGACUUCCAAGACCAAACCACCGAGCUUCUUUAGCCAAGGCAUCUAGUUGCAUCAAAUGGUCCACGUCAUCAAGAACCACAAGCACUCUCUUGUCCUUUAACCUGUCUGGCGCAACUCCUAAAUGAUGAAUCUUAAUAUCCUCUUGGUCGAUUAUUUGGGACAAGAACUCUUUAUGUAAUUAUUGCAGUUUUGCGCUAUACUCAUCGUAACAAGGUCUUGGAUAGCGUCUUUUGAUAUUCUCCAUGAAGACACUAAGUUGGAACAGAUGAGAGUAUUUGCUAAAUAGAGCUCUGGCGAUGGUGCUCUUACCAAUUCCAGAAGGUCCCCAAAUCCCUAUCAUCCUCACUUCAGCGAAGCCUAUGCGUAAGAACGGUUCCAUUUUUGUCAUGUGAGCUCCCAUCCCAACAAAACCGUCGAAAUCACGUGAUGGCACAAAAUUAAUUAGCGCAUUUGAAACGUCAGUGGCGAUUGUUCAUUAUUCCUAACAAGGUAACCAGCGAUUGUGGCCACCUUCUCCAAAGCUUGUCUCCAUCUCCCAAUAUCUUCCUCAGUUUUACCAACACAAGUUUUUUGGAAAACCUUCCCAAAUUUCCCGGUCAGCUUCUUUACAUCAGAUGGAUCUACUUUAUAAAAGAUGACCAUCAUAAUUUGACCGAGCUCUUCUCUGCACUUCAUAAUCUCCACCAACUCUUCAAGACACCACGUUGAAGAAGCGUAGUUCCUCGAGAACAUGACAAUCGCGAUCUUAGAUUCUCUAAUCGCCCUUUUGAGCUCGGGGCCGAUGGAUUCUCCUCUCUUGAUCCCAUUAUCGUUGAAUGGUGUGAUUCCUUUUCUUUCAAACUCCCUUUGAAUGUGACUUAGAAAGUCUCUGCGGACAUCUUCGCCGCGGAAGCUCGGAAAGACAUCGUGUGUCCAGUUGUGAGACGAAGAAGAUGGAGGUGAUGAUUGAAUAGACAAAGAAGAUGGAGGAACCGAUGAAAUGGACAAAGAAGAUGGUGGUGAUGAUGUAGACAAAGAAGAUGGAGGAAUAGAUGAUAUAGACAAAGAAGAUGGAGGUGAUGAUUGAAUAGACAAAGAAGAUGGAGGAAUAGAUGAAAUAGACAAAGAAGAUGGAGGAACCGAUGAAAUAGACAAAGAAGAUGGUGGUGAUGAUGUAGACAAAGAAGAAUAGCCGAAUUCUUUGUUUUCUUGAUGGGAUCUGAAUUUUCGAAAAACCAUGAAAAAGCCUAUUGCAACAGCAACAAAGGUAAGGAAAAAGGAAGAAGAAUCCAUUUGUGUUGUGGAGAUCAAAGGAUCAAUGAGCUUUCUAGAGUGAAACAAAGAGGGAUUUUAUAUAAAUGAAUAAAGUGAUGUAAAACGUUGACUCUAUUGACUGAGAGAGAUUUGUGUAAAACUUGUCACCAACAAAAAUCAUGAAACAGGAAUUCACCAAGAAUCAUAUGAAGAGGUAAACCGAGAGUGAUUAAAUUAAACUUGAAGAGAAGAAGCAAUUUCAAGGAAAGCAGUGAGAUCAAAAUCAAUGUCUCUACAUUAAAACUGAUGAGUUCAGAUUCUUACAGGGAAAAGUGUAGAGGAAUGUAGUAGGAAAUGCUUACAAUGUUGCUACUUGCUUCUGUGAGUAUUAAUAUUUG